GGAUCAGGGUUCUGAGGUCCGUUUAUCAAACAGAACUCUGAUUAUUUGAAGCAGCUCCUCAGAGGAGACGAUCUGCUGCGUUUAUUCAGGAACCUAAAUCCUCUGAGGCUGAUGAUCAUGUGACCCUGCAGCUGAUCAGUGAUGUAAUCAGUGACAUCAUCUGGUCUAAAGAUGGCGGACGCUGUGAGGACGCUGUACGCCGUCCUGAUGGUUCUGUCCAGCGUGGCGUCGGUCUGUGGGAACCUCCUCCUGCUGCUGGUCCUCCUCCUGAACAAAGAUCUCCACUCGGACACUCUGGGUCUCACCCUGAGCUUCAGCCUCAGUGAUCUGGCCCUCGGACUCUCCACCAUCCCCUUUGGAGCUCACAACAGCCUCUUCCAGUCGGACGGAUACCCCAGCGAGGGAACUCUGUGCCAGGGCAGCGGCUUCCUGUUCCUGCUGCUGCAGACCUCCUCCAUCCACUCGCUGAGCUGGGCCACCGUCGACAAGUUCACGGAGAUCUGCUUCGCCCUGAGCUACUGCAGCAUCUGGACGGCGGGUCGGAGCCGGGCGGUGCUGGUUCUGGUCUGGCUCUUCUGCCUGGUGAGCGCCGCCCUGCCGCUGCUGGGCUUCGGCAGCUACGCCUACAGCGAGUCUCGGUUCCUGUGCUGCCCGAGCUUCGACCGGGACCACAGGUACUUCGUGGUGCUGUGGAUGGCGGCCGGCAUCGUGGCGCCGAUCCUCACCAUGUGCUCGCUGUACGGGUACAUCGUCUACGUGGCGAGGAAGCAGGCCAGGAGGGGGACGUUCAUGUGCAACGACCAGCAUUGCUUCUACGUUCCCGCCAACAACUACCUGAGGAGCUCCAUCGUCAUGGUGUCCACCUCAGUGUGUCUGCUGGUCUGCUGGCUGCCCUACAUCUCAGUGUGUCUGUACGAGACGUUCAGCGGUAACCAGAGUCCGCCGGUGGCCUCGGCCUUCUCCGCCUGGCUGGUUCUGACCAGCGCUGCCCUCAACCCCUGGAUCACCUGCAUGACGCAGACGUAAGUACGACCACACAAAGACAACCGUAGAGCUCGUGGAGCAACAGCAUCACAUCACUAUGACGCCUUAAUGACGUCACUUCCGCCUCCUGCCUCUCUGAGUCCAGCAGGUACAGGGCAGCAAUGCGGCGAAGCUUCCGCAGGUUCAUUCAGAGGUUUCCAUGUUCAGAGACGUUUCUGGAGUCCCGCCCCCAGAGCCCCGCCCUCCACAUGGAUGUGACCAAUCGCAUCAGCACAACACCACCACCACC
Acanthochromis polyacanthus (spiny chromis) is the source of this 1273-nucleotide messenger RNA. Its product is annotated as histamine H2 receptor. Gene Ontology annotation, biological process: G protein-coupled receptor signaling pathway. Gene Ontology annotation, cellular component: membrane. Bases 172 to 1026 code for a protein of 284 amino acids. The transcript is spliced from 2 exons. NCBI's taxonomy places the organism in Eukaryota, Metazoa, Chordata, Actinopteri, Pomacentridae. The record is from RefSeq and is a predicted model, not a curated record. Gene Ontology annotation, molecular function: G protein-coupled receptor activity.